Molecule: messenger RNA, 693 nt
Organism: Penicillium atrosanguineum
Lineage: Eukaryota; Fungi; Ascomycota; Eurotiomycetes; Eurotiales; Aspergillaceae
Product: ESCRT-III subunit protein VPS24
Exons: 2
Coding region: 1-693 (230 amino acids)
Biological process (GO): late endosome to vacuole transport; protein transport; endosome transport via multivesicular body sorting pathway
Cellular component (GO): ESCRT III complex; multivesicular body
Source: RefSeq, a predicted model, not a curated record
AUGGAGACCCUCAAGGCCGUCUUCUUUGGGCCUGACCCUGCAGCCCAGAUGAGGAAGUGCAAUGCCCUCAUCCGUGCAAACACCAGACAACUCGAUCGCGACCUCGCCCACCUUAAAGCCCUCGACAGUAAGACCCGCGGACACAUCAUUUCUGCGUCCAAGCGAGCCCAGCGCAAUCCAUCCCAGGCCAAGCAAGCGAUAAGUGAGACCAAAACAUUUGCACGAGAGCUGGUGCGGAUUCGGAAACAAUCCUCCCGGCUUACGACUAGCCGAGCCCAAUUGCAGAGCGUGGGAAUGCAAGUCAAUGAAGCGUUCUCGGUUCGCAAAAUUCAAGGCAGCCUUCAGAAGUCUACUGGAAUCAUGAAAGACGUGAAUACAUUGGUACGACUACCUGAGCUGACAUCGACCAUGCACCAGCUCUCGACCGAAUUGGUGAGGGCAGGCAUCAUUGAGGAGAUCGUUGACGAUGCUAUGCCUAACGACGAGCUGUAUGAAGGAGAGGACGAUGAGGCAGAGGAGGAGGUGGACAAGAUUCUGCAGGAGAUCUUGUCGGGCAAGCUUUCUCAGCCCGCGGUCGUCAAGCCUGCCCCAGAGGCUGUCGAGGCAACACCGGUCGAAAGCGAGCCCGAAUUCGAUGACCAAGAAGCAACCCUGGAACAGAUGCGGGGUCGUCUGGAAGCACUCAAGAGCUAA